Molecule: messenger RNA, 988 nt
Organism: Pantherophis guttatus
Lineage: Eukaryota; Metazoa; Chordata; Lepidosauria; Squamata; Colubridae
Source: RefSeq, a predicted model, not a curated record
UGCGUAUUUAGGCUGCCUGACACCCUGCCGACAGUUUGACCAGCAGAGAAUUUGUCGCAGGUGAAUGCCGCAGGGUCAUCGUUGGCUAACGUAGCCUUUCUCUUUGUUUCUCUCCUUCUCCAGGGCCUUUUUUUAAAACACUGGGGUUACCGGCGUGGUCCAAUUUUUCCUGGAGUGGAGUGCGAAAUUCAGAAGACUGAAGCCCAGGCUGACUGUCUACCUUUCACGGAGGCCGAGCCGUGAGAGGACGGAAGAAGGCACCUGGCGCAUCAUGACAGCGGACAAAGAGAAGGACAAAGAGAAAGAGAAAGACCGGGAUCGAGACAAACGGGACAAGGGACAACGGGAAAGCGAGAACUCGCGGCCCCGCCGGAGCUGCACCCUGGAAGGCGGCGCCAAGAACUACGCCGAGAGCGACCACAGCGAAGACGAGGACAAUGACAACAACAGCGCCACCACCGAGGAGUCCACCAAGAAGAACAAAAAGAAGCCGCCCAAGAAGAAGUCGCGCUACGAGAGGACCGACAAUGGGGAGAUCACCUCGUUCAUCACCGAGGACGAUGUUGUCUACCGGCCGGGAGAUUGCGUGUAUAUUGAGAGCCGUCGGCCGAACACACCCUACUUCAUCUGUAGCAUUCAAGACUUCAAACUGAGCAAGCGGGACCACCUGCUCAUGAACGUCAAGUGGUACUACCGCCAAUCCGAAGUCCCGGAUUCCGUUUACCAACAUUUGGUCCAGGACCGACACAACGAAAACGAUUCUGGGCGGGAGCUGGUUAUCACCGACCCAGUGAUCAAGAACAGAGAGCUUUUCAUUUCAGACUAUGUGGACACUUACCAUGCUGCUGCCCUCAGCGUAGCAAUUAAAGUAUUGAAGCGGGGGAAAUGUAACAUCUCUCAUUUCUCCGACAUCUUUGCUGCUAGGGAGUUCAAAGCCCGAAUGGACUCCUUUUUCUAUAUCCUGGGCUACAAUCCAGAGACCAGGUGA